Molecule: messenger RNA, 7747 nt
Organism: Loxodonta africana (African savanna elephant)
Lineage: Eukaryota; Metazoa; Chordata; Mammalia; Proboscidea; Elephantidae
Gene: TNIP2
Product: TNFAIP3 interacting protein 2
Exons: 6
Coding region: 19-1284 (421 amino acids)
Biological process (GO): regulation of transcription by RNA polymerase II; toll-like receptor 2 signaling pathway; cellular response to lipopolysaccharide
Molecular function (GO): K63-linked polyubiquitin modification-dependent protein binding
Source: RefSeq, a predicted model, not a curated record
GCCGCCCUGCUCGGCGCCAUGUGGGGGGGCGCGGAGGCGGAGGCGGGGGUCCCGCGCGCGGCCUCGGUGCUCUGUAACCUGUACCACGAGGCGGGGCAGCGGCUGCGGCGCCUGCAGGACCAGCUGGUCGCCCGCGACGCCCUCAUCGAGCGCCUCCGUGCCCGCCUGGCCGCGCAGGAGGCGGACACGGCGCCGUCACUGGUGGAUGCUCUGCUGGAGCAGGUGGCGCGCUACCGGGAGCAGCUGCGGGGGCAGGAGGGCGGUGACGGCGAGGAGGUGGCUGCGCUGCGCCAGGAGAUCAAGAGGCUGAAUGAGCGGCUGGAGGAGAAGGAGAGGAAGACGCAGGCGCUGAGGGAGCCACUGUGCGCCAGGGAGGAGGAGCGAGCUCUGCAGGCGCGUGCCUGGGCCACCAGUGACGUGCUGUGCCGCUCCCUGGCCAGCGAGGCCCACCAGCUUCGGAGGACGCUGGCUGCCACCGCCCACAUGUGCCAGCAGCUGGCCCAGUGUCUGGAGGAGAGGCAGCGGGAAGGCAGGGGCGCAGAGACCCCCAAAGAGCCAGAGCACACCAGCAGGGACGCUGCUAUCCAGGCCGAGGUUGAGCAGUUACGGGAAGAAAACCGGCAGUUGAAGGCGAAGAUCACUUACGUGGAGGACCUUAACGCCAAGUGGCAGCGGUAUGAUGCCAGCCGGGACGAGUAUGUGCAGGGGCUGCGGGCUCAGCUUCGGGGGCUGCAGACCCUGCGCCAGCCCGAGGGGCCCUCUCCAGCCGGGCUCCUGAAAAAGGAGAUUUCUAGGCUCAACCGUCAGCUGGAAGAGACGCUCGGCGACUGUGCGGCGGCCCGGCGGGAGCUGGCAGGUGCUCAGGAGGCCCGGGAUGCUGCGCUGGAGCGGGUACAGAUGCUGGAACAGCAGAUCCUCGUGUACAAGGAUGACUUCUCAUCAGAGCGGGCGGACCGGGAGCGAGCUCAGAGCAGGUUCCAGGAGCUCUGGGACAUGGUGGCCUGCCUGCAGCGCCAGGUGCCCAGGACACAGGACCCCUGGGAGCCAGGCCGGACUCACCUUGGGAGCAGUGCUUCUAAGUACUUGGGGACGGACGCCCUGGAGCCGGCAGUGCCCAGGGACCAGAGGCCGAGUUACUCCCGGCUGGAGCCCCCUGCAGAGGGUGGGUGCCCUGUCACAGACCCCAGGGGCCAGGGGGACCUUCAGUGCCCCCACUGCCAACAGCACUUCAGCGACGAGCAGGGCGAGGAGCUGCUCAGGCACAUGGUCGAGUGCUGCCAGUGAGCCCACCUGUGCCUGCUCUCCGUCCUCCAGGCCAGCCACACCUGUGUCUGUGCCCUCUGUCCUCCAGGCCCGCCAUGCCUGUGCUCACACCCUCCGUCCUCCAGGCGGGCCGUGCCUGUGCCCGAUCUUCGUCCUCCAGGCCAGCAACUCCUGUGCCCACGCGCCCUGUGUGCCUGUGCACCCUCCAAAUCCUCUAGGCCACCCCUACCUGUGCCUGCUUGCCCUCCACGUACUCAUGCGCCCUCCAGGCCACCCCCACCUGUGUUGGCUGAGCAUGGCCGCCCUGUGCAGUGUGGGUGUGUUCAGCAUACAAUGGAUGGCGCUCCAUCAAGACCUGAGUCUUGACCAGAAGUGGGGCCGGGACUCCUGGAACUGGCCAGUUCUGGGGAAGCUGCCCACGGUGUGAAGGUGGGAAGCAGUCCCCAGCCUCAGUCUCUUGCAGUUAGGGGGCUGGAUUGAGUUUGUGCCUGGGAACUGUGGGGCAGGACCAUGAGCCACCCUGUGUGACAGCCCUACCCCACGGACAUGCAAGGUCCCAGAGUGGAGGCCCAGCCUGUCUGCAGGACACAUGGGGACAUGGGAGCAGGUGGGACAGCCUUGGCCACCUCGUCUGUGCUAAGAGUGCUACAGGCAGGUGUGCCUGCCAUAUGUCCAAAAGUUAAAGCACGUUUAUGCCCCUUCACUUUUGUAAUAAAACAUCCUCGUCAUGUGACUGGGCUGCAGAGGCCGCAGUAUUUUCCCUGGGAACAGGGCUCGCCCACCUGCCCAGGAGGCCGUGACAGGCAAUGUGGGCCACCAGCCUUGCCUUCGGGUGGCAUGGAUGGACUGCCUGGGCAUUUGGGGCAGAGGACUUGGUAUUUAGGCUUUUUGCUAUUAUCAACCAAUGGAGCCAGCAAACUCCUUAUCUCAUGACCUUCACUCCAGGCAGUUUAAAAAAAUUUGGGGACAGUUGAACAUAGGUUCACCUUGUAAGUGGUCCUGGACUUUGGGAAACCAUAUCAGAAACUGCAUCUGGAGGGUCAUGGGCUGGUGCAGGGUUAGGAUGCAGCUAUUGGAACGGGGACCAGGUGUCAGCCCAGGAUCCCAGGGCUGGCCUGUGUCCAUCCCAGCCGGGCCAUGAAGGGAAGAUAGGGAGGAGAACAGUGCUUCUCAGCUUCUGAGGGACCUGAGUGUCCAAUGGCCUGAUGGUGAGCUCAUGCCCCCUCCCCCAUUUGCUCCAGAUCAUGGUCCAUCCCUCCCUGGCACUCGCUGGUGCUAGCUCAAGGUGACAUCCUAGUGAUGACAUUCCAUCCUACAGUGUCAGCAGGAGUCACUGUCCACAUCAUUAGGAUGACAGCAGAAGCAUGGGGAGGCUGCGGCUUUUGAGGUCCCCAAGACUGUGGGGCAGAUGCUGCUGGGGAGGGGCAGUUCUACUUGGCUGAGGUUGGGGACUCUAGGCCAUCUGGUUGGAGACCCCCAUGGUGGCUGGCACAGUGGAAAAAUUCUUGCAUUGUUUUAAGGUGGACUGUAAUGAAUUAAGGAAACAUUGCAAUCUGUAGGGUAACCACUAAAGCAAUAAUAAAAAUAUUUAAUUAAAAACCUAAUAGUAAAAAUAUUUAAUGAUAUACAUUUUUUAUUAAUCCAAAGCAAGGCGAGGUAGGAGAAAUAAAGGAAUAAAGAAGAGAUGAGACAAAGAGAAAAGAAAUGGCAAGAUGGUAGACAAACCCAACUAUAUCAGUAAUUACAUUAAAUAUAAAUGGACCAAACACUCCAAUAUAAAGACAGAGAUUGUCAGCUUGGGUAAAAACAAAAAAGACCCAACUAUAUACUCAUUCAAAAGAUGCACUUUAAAUAUAUAAGGACACAGGAUGGAAAUGAUGAAAAAAAUACAGUCCAUGCCAACACUAACCAAGAAAAUGGGAGUGGGUACAUGAUUAUCAGGCAGAAUGGACUUCAAGAAAAAAUAUUACUAGCAAUAAGAUACCGCAUAACAGUAAGAAGGUAAACUUACCAGGAAUAUAUAACAUUCCUAAAUUUGUAUAGAGCUGAUAAUACUGCUUAAAGCAAAAGGAGAAAUAAAGUGUACGACUGGAGAUUUUAACAUACUUCUCUCAGUAACAGAAGAAGCAGGAAAAAAUUCAGUAAGGAUAUAGAGAACUUAAACAAAAUAAUUAACGGAGGUGGCAGAGUAGUCAGAUGCCUCUGGUGAACCCUCUUACAACAAAGACCUGAAAAAACAACUAAAAUGAUUAUAUUUACGACAAGCUAGGAGCCCUGCACAUCAAAGGCAAAGUUAGAAAAUGGACUGAGCAGCAGGGGGAAGGAGAGACAGUUCAGAAGUGGAUAGGAGUUGCUGGACCUGAAUCACCAUGAACCCUCAGGCACCAUUCCCAGGAGUCGCUGCAGUGGGCUGGUGGUAGCAUUCGGGCACAGUUUCUUCAGGGAGAAAUAGCCAGCCACACAGCCUACUCACAACUCUAGAACCAGAGAAGAACAGCGCUCGGCAAAAGCUAAGAACUUGCAUAUAUUUCACUGUGCCCCCAGCCCCAAGCUGGCUUCAGUGGCUGUCGAUUUCCCUGGGCCUGAGAUAGGUGCUGCUGCUUGUCCUGAGCCAUUCUCCCAGCCUUGAAGAAGGAACAAAUUCACAAUUGGGGAAAAAGAUAAUCUGCUGGCUCCACUAACCUAGGGAGCUCAGGACAAGGAGCGCCUGUCCAAGGAUGGACAGACCAUGGACUUUGAGUAUCUUUCCCCCCUCCAUGGACCUGUGUGGGCCUAUUUCAGGAGAAUAGGCCCUUGUUGGCAGACUGCAACUAUUUCAGCUGUGCGGUGGAGAGGUGUUUGAUGUUUGAUACCGCUUUGCCUAUUAAACAGGGCCCUCACCUACCCACAUCAGGGGCCUAAGUACUGGUGGCUCCACUCAGGUCACCCAGCCACCUGUGAUGGGGCCCAAGGAUAACUGGUACUUCCCAGUCCUUACAACCAAAAGCACUGGGUGCCCAUGGCCCGCCUGCAGAACGCACCCAUCUGUGUGCUCUAGGGAACAGGGACACACUUUCCUCACAGACACUCAGGGGAUGGUUGUCAGCCCCCCUGCCCCUCUAAUACUGUAGGACAGAGCCUGCACCACACACUUGAUGACGAACUACCUGGACACCUGAGCUGAAUCCAUACAAGAAAAGUGAAUGGACUCCUAGGGUGAUAUACCUGAUAACAGUUCUAGCCAUCUGGUGACGGGGUUAGAGCUUCAAAAGAAAAUUAUCAACCUAGCUCACUCAAGCAACCUAUUUGGGCAUAUCAAAACAAAACAAAGCAAGAAGCUAGGAUACAGUAAGUACACAUAAAAUAAUACAAUAACUUAUAGAUGGCUCAGAGACAAGAGUCAAUAUCAAAUCACAUAAAGAAACAGACCAUGAUUGCUUCAACAAACUCUCAAAACAAAGAAUCAAGGGAUCGUCUGGAUGAAGGUGCUUUCCUGGAAUUACUGGAUGCAGAAUACAAAAGAUUAAUAUACAGAACUCUUCGAGACAUCAGGAACGAGAUCAGGAAGGAGAUCAGGCAAUACGCAGAACAAGCCAAGGACCACAUGGAUAAAGCAGUUGAAGAAACUAAAAAGGUUAUUCAAAAACAAAAUGAAAAAUUUAAUAAGCUGCAAGAAUCCAUAGAGAAAUAGCAAUAAAAAAUUCAGAAGAUUUAACAAUAAAAUUACAGAAUUAGACAACUCAGUAGAAAGUCAGAGGAGCAGAAUUGAGCAAGUGGAAGGCAGAAUUGGUGAGAUUGAAGAUAGAGCACUUGGCACCAGUACAUUUGAAGAAAAAUCAGAUAAAAGAAUUUAAAAAAAUGAAGAAAACCUAAGAAUCAUGUGGGAUUCCAUCAAGUGAAAUAACCUACGACUGAUUGGAGUCCCAGAGCAGGGAGGGAUUACAGAGAAUUGUUGAAGAUUUGUUGGGAGAAAACUUCCCUGAUACCGUGAAAGAUGAAAAGAUAUCUAUCCAACGUGCUCAUCAAACUCCACAUAAGGUAGAUUUUAAAAGAAAGUCACCAAGACAUAUUAUAAUCAAACUUGCCAAAACCAAAGAUAGAGAAUUUUAAGAGCAACUAGGGAUAAACGAAAAGUCACCUACAAAGGACAGUCAAUAAGAAUAAGCUCGGACUACUCAGCAGAAACCAUGCAGGCAAGAAGGCAAUGGGAUGACUUAUAUAAAAACAUUGAAGGAAAAAAAUUGCCAGCCAAGAAUCAUAUAUUCAGCAAAACUGUCUCUCAAAUAUGAAGGCAAAACUAGGACAUUUCUAGAUAAACAGAAGUUUAGGGAAUUCGUAAAAACCAAACCAAAACUACAAGAAAUAAUAAAGGGAGUUCUCAAUAAUAUCAGAUAUCAACCUAAGACUAGAACACUGGACAGAGCAAUCAGAUGUCAACCCAGACAAGGAAAUCACAAAAAUAAAAUAAGACAAAGUUGAAAACAGGGAAACAGAGAUGGUAUGUAAAAGAAGACAACAUUAAAAUAAUAAAGAGGGACUAAGAAAUGUAGUCAUAGGUCUUGAAUAUCGAAAGAAAGACAAGGUGAUAUAAAGAAAUAAAAGUUAGGUUUAAACUUAGAAAAAUAGCAGUAAAUAUUAAGGUAACUACGAAGGAGACUAACAAUCCUACUCAUCAAAACAAAAUACAAGAAAAAAAUUGAGACUCAGCAGAAACAAAAACAACGAAUAAGAGGAAAAGACAAUAUAUAAACAAAGUACUCAGCGCAAAAAAUUAAGUGGGAAAAGGAAACUGUAAACAACACACAAAAAAAGACAUCAAAAUGACAGCAACAUACCUAUCCAUAAUUACACUGAAUGUAAAUGGACUAAAUGGACCAAGAAAGAGAAAGAGAGUCUCAGACUGGAUAAAAAAACACGAUCUGUCUAUAUGCUGCCUACAAGAGACACACCUUAGACUUAGAGACACAAACUAAAAUUCAAAAAAAAAAUUCAAAGGAUGGAAAAAAAUAUAUCAAGCAAACAACAAUCGAAAAAGAACAGGAGUGGCAACACUAAUUGCUGACAAAAUAUAUUUUUGAGUUAAAUCCAUGACAGUGCUCAGAGAUCAAUUUAUAUUAAUAAAUGCACACAUCCAAAGAGAAGAAAGGGCCAAAAUCAAAGAACUAUCCCUACAACUUGAUCAAAUAGAGAGCAACAAAAGAAACCCUCAGGCACCAGAAGAAAGCAAAUAAUAAAAAAGAGCUGAAUUAAAUGAAAUAGAGAACAGCUAUACAAUUGAAAGAGUUAACAAAACCGAAAGCUGGUUUGCUGAAAAAAUUAACAAAAUUGAUAAACCACUGGCCAAACUGACAAAAGAAAAACAGGAGGGGAAGCAAAUAACCCAAAUAAGAAAUCAGAUGGGCGAUAUUACAACAGACCCAAAUGAAAAUGAAAAGAAUCAUAUCGGGUUACCACGAAAAAUUCUACUCUAACAAAUUUGAAAACCUAGAAGAAAUGGAUGGAUUUCUAGAAACACACUACCUACCUAAACUAAUGCAAACAGAGGUAGAACAACUAAAUAAACCCAUAACAAAAGAAGAGAGUGAAAAAGUAAUUAAAAAACUCCCAACAAAAAGAAAGCCGUGGCCCAGACAGCUUCACCACAGAGUUCUCCCAAACUUUCAGAGAAGAGUUAACACCACUACUACUAAAGGUAUUUCAGAGCAUAGAAAAGGACGGUAUAUUCCCAAACUCAUUCUGUGAAGCCAGCAUAUCCAUAAUACCAAAUCCAGAUAAAGACACCACAAAAAAAAGAAAAUUAGAGACCUAUAUCCCUCAUGAACUUAGAUGCAGAAAUCCUCAACAAAAGUUUAGCCAAUAGAAUUCAACAACAUAUCAAAAAAAUAAUUCACCAUGACCAGUUGGAUUCAUACCAGGUAUGCAAGGAUGGUUCAACAUUAGAAAAACAAUUAAUGUAAUCCAUCAUAUAAAUACAACAAAAGACAAGAACCACAUGAUCUUAUCAAUUGAUGCAGAAAAGGCAUUUGAGAAAGUUCAACACCAAUUCAUGAUAAAAAACUCUCAGCACAAUAGGAGUAGAAGGAAAAUUCCUCAGCAUAAUAAAGGGCAUUUAUACAAAGCCACAACAUCAUCCUAAAUGGAGAGCGUCUGAAAGCAUUCCCGUUGAGAUCAGGAACCAGACAAAGAUGCCCUUUAUCACCACUCUUAUUCAACGUUGUGCUGGAGGUCCUAGCCAGAGCAAUUAGGCUAGAUAAAGAAAUAAAGGGCAUCCAGAUUGGCAAGGAAGAAGUCAAAGUAUCUCUAUUUCCAGAUGACAUGAUCUUAUACACAGAAAACCCCAAGGAAUCCUCCAGAAAACUACUGAAACUAAUAGAAGAGUUCAGCAGAGUAUAAGGAUACAAGAUAAACAUACAAAGAUCAGUUGGAUUCCUCAACACCAACAAAAAGAACAUCGAAGAGGAAAUCACCAAAUCAAUACCAUUUACAGUAGCCUCCAAGAACAUAA